AUGGACGUCCACAGGUUCAUCCACGCCUUCGAGGCGGUAUGGGGUGUCGUCAACAAAAGGUUCAACCAGCCUUGCUUUCUGUGGAAGCUUCAACGGCUGCUCGGCGUUGGAUCUGAGCGGCGGUUGAAGGAGGAGAUCGGCGACGUGCAUGAGUUCGCCAUGAGGAUUGUGAAGCAGAGGAAGGGAAGGAAGCCCGAGGAGAUAAGGAGCAGCAGUGACUUCCUCUCGCAUUGCGUGCUUAAUGGGAACUCCUCCGACGAGUUUCUUCGUGACAUCAUCAUCAACUUCGUGUUUGCCGCUCGGGAGACCACGCCGACCGUCAUGACCUGGUUUUUCUGGUUAGUCUCGACCCGGCCCGAGGUCGAGGAAAGAAUUGUGGAUGAGAUCAAUUCAGUCAGGGGAGGCAUGGAAAUCCGGAUGGAAAGCUGA
Messenger RNA from Phoenix dactylifera (date palm), 429 nucleotides. Lineage: Eukaryota; Viridiplantae; Streptophyta; Magnoliopsida; Arecales; Arecaceae. The record is from RefSeq and is a predicted model, not a curated record.